CGAGAGCAGCCCGCGUUCGGUGGGAGUGUUGGCAAACCAAAUGUCGUUUGGAGGCUUGUGCUGGAGCCUGCUGGUCCACCCAGAGCCCAGCUCAGGGAGCGAGGCCAGAGGCCGUGCUGUGGGGCUGUACCAUCUGCAGGAAGGCCCUUGGAGCUGGCAUUGAGCUUAAUUCUCUAAGCCUUGGGUACUGAAGGAAAGAUGUUAGUGCUGCAGAGUUAGGAUCUAUGAGAAAAGGUAACUUGAGAAAACACUGCAGAUUUGGAGCUGAACCCACAGCCUUCUAGGACAAAAAACUCCCCCCAGUGAAUGUGCAAGUUUUGACUGGAGCUAUACUUGUUUGGGAAGACUAUGGAUAGGUACCAGAGCUGGCAGCAGAGCUGUUGGAAUGGCAUCCUCCUUGUGCUGCUGUGGAGCGCCGUUUCCUGGGCACAGAGGGACUGCACAGGGGCAGAGUGCCAGCCCCUGGACAACUGCAUUGAAGACGUGCUGGAGCCCGGCGAGUGCUGUGCCACGUGUCUGCAGCAUGGCUGCACCUGUGAAGGAUACCAGUACUACGACUGUGUCAACGUGGGCUUCACCAACGGCAAAGUACCCGAAGGGCAGUCUUACUUUGUGGACUUUGGAAGCACUGAGUGCUCGUGCCCUAAGGGAGGAGGAAAGAUCAGCUGCCAGUUCAUGCUGUGUCCAGAACUGCCCCCAAACUGCAUCGACGCAGUGGUGCCAGCUGACGGGUGCCCUCAGUGUGGGAGGAUAGGUUGCCUCCAUGAGGGUCAGAAGUACGUAGCAGGGCACACCUUCCACAUGCCCCCCUGCAAGGUCUGCCAUUGCCCCAAUGCUGGUGGGGAGCUGAUGUGUUACCAGCUUCCAGACUGUAACACCUAUGCCUUAAACACUGCAAGCCCAAUAGAUGCUGAAGAUAGCGAACCAGAGAGGCAUUAUGACGAUCCCUACAGCUAUGACCAGGAGGCACCAGAGGGAGACAACACCCAGGUGGAGUCUCCAAAAAAGUACAGGAGUUUUUCAUCCCACCUAGAGCAAGAGAGCAUCAGUCAAGAGCAAGGUGAGGAUUAUGACUACCCACCAGCCAGCGUUGCUCCUUCAGCUGUGGCUCCAGCCGAUCCGUACACCGAGGAGCUGGCUGUGCCGCUCACCACGGCAGCGCCGAAAGCCCCGGCAGAAGUUCGCAGCGCCACAGAGAGAAGCGAGCGCAAGCGGGUGCCCCGCACCACGGCAGCAUCCCUGCAGCAAGCAACGCAUAAGGAAGCACCAGCAACCACCACUGCGCCUCUGGAGCACACAACAGCCACCACUGAGGCACCCAAGCAGCUGGAGGAAUCGGAGAGGAGAACAAAGGGGAAGCAUGGGGACAAAGAGAGGCAUGAGCAAGACAGAGCUCCCCACUCUAAGAUGAAAAAGCACGCCAGAAAAGAAGACCUGGGGAACAGCAUGUACCUGGGCUUGAAGGAGGUGAAUUUAACAGAGCCGAGUCGGUCAAAAUCUGCCCAUGAAACCCGCGAGGGAAACGCUUUCCCCAAGGUAAAGUUCAGUGCAACAACCUCUCCUCUCGUUGCUCUAAAGGAAGACCGUAGUCAGUCAUCCCAAAAGCAGUCACAGACGCUCUAUCGUUACCACCCUGAGGAAGAUGGGGACCCCAACUCUAUCCACGCCAACCCCAGGUUACCCGAAGGUUCCACAAAGGAAUUGAUUGAGAGCUGCUGUGGAGCUGGCCAGCAGUGGGCUAUAGACAACGGGGAGUGCACAGAGAUCCCUGUAAGUGGAACAGAUGGUGAUAUCUGCAGAGUUGCUCAGAAGCAGUGCUGCGUGUCCAGCGUGAGGGAGAACAGCUGCCUGGCCGGCAUGAUCGCUGCCAAGGAGGGUGAUGCGUGCGGGCCCGAGGAGAGCGAGUCCUGUGGGGGAUCAUCGUAUAAGCAAUGCUGUGAUUGCUGUAACCUGGGCCUGCGGUUAAGGAGCGAGGGGAAAACCUGUGAGUCCAAUGUUAAUCUGGGCUAUCCCUGCAGUCAUGUGAUGCUGUCUUGUUGUGAAGGAGGAGAUCACUUUGUCCAUCCAGAAAUAAAAAGGCAUCCUGAGCCUUUGCCAACAGUGACACCUGAGAAAGUUUCAGAGACAGAAGAUCACAAUGAAGCUUUGUCCAUCAGUAACGAAGCUGAACUGUCAAACAGCCUGCCUGGAGAUGACCUGGAUGAAUGUCUGCUCUAUGGUGGGGAGCUCUGUCAGCAUUUGUGUAUCAACACCGUGGGCUCCUACAAGUGCUCGUGUUUUCCAGAAUUCGUUUUGCAAGAAGAUGGGACCAGCUGCUCUCCAGAUCCUGACAGAGGCCAGGUGACAAGGCUGGAAGCAGAAGCCACCAUCCCACCACCAGCCUCCCCUUCUCAACCUCUUCUCAUUGUGUCCUUACAAGAAGAGCAGGAUAAGUGUAAAGAUAAUGGCCCCUGCAAGCACAUCUGCAAUAUUGAGGAAGGAGAUGUUGUGUGCUCAUGUUUGGCUGGGUAUACUAUCAUGGCUGAUGGGAUCUCUUGUGAAGACAUUAACGAAUGCGUAACAGAUUCCCACACCUGUCAGCGGAGGGAGCACUGCGUCAACACGGUCGGGUCAUUCCAGUGUUUGCAGGAACUGAGCUGUCAGCCAGGUUAUGAACUGAAGGAUGGAGAAUGUGUUGAUAUUGAUGAAUGUGAGAGAGGAAGUCAUAGCUGUAAAGUGAACUUUGUGUGUCAGAAUACGGAGGGAUCGUUCUACUGUGAGUCAAAGCAACGCUGCAUGGAUGGAUUUUUACAAGACCCAGAAGGAAACUGUGUUGAUAUUAACGAAUGCACAUCUCUCCCUGAGCCGUGUAAACCAGGAUUCAACUGCAUCAAUACCGUUGGGUCUUACACCUGCCAAAGGAACAUGCUGACGUGCAGCAGAGGUUACCACUCCAACGAGGAGGGAACCCGAUGCGUCGACGUGGAUGAGUGUCAGACCGGGCUGCACCGCUGCGGCGAAGGGCAGGUUUGUCACAACCUUCCCGGGGCCUAUCGCUGCGACUGUAAGAUGGGAUAUCAGUACGAUGCCUUCAGCAGGAGUUGCAUCGAUAUAAAUGAGUGCUGGAAUUACCCUGGGCGCCUGUGUCAGCACACGUGUGAGAACACCCCUGGGUCCUACCACUGCACUUGCUCUUCUGGUUUCCGCCUCUCUUAUGAUGGGAAGCACUGUGAAGAUGUGAACGAAUGCGAUGCUAGUCCCUGCAGCCAGGAGUGUGCCAACGUUUAUGGUUCCUAUCAGUGUUACUGCAGGCAAGGUUUCCAGCUAGCAGAAGAUGGGCAUUCUUGUAAAGACAUCGAUGAGUGCACCCAAAGUGCAGGCAUUCUGUGCACCUUCCGCUGCGUGAACGUCCCUGGGAGUUAUCAGUGUGCUUGUCCUGAGCAGGGAUAUACCAUGGCAGCAAAUGGAAGAACCUGUCGAGAUGUGGAUGAAUGUGCAAUAGGAACCCACAACUGUUCAGCAACAGAGACUUGCUACAACAUCCAGGGCAGCUUCCGCUGCCUGUCCUUCGAGUGCCCGUCCAACUACAGAAAGGUGUCUGACAUGAGGUGUGAGCGAAUCAGCUGCUUUAACUACCUGGACUGCCAGAACACCCCAGUGCGCAUCACCUAUUACCAGCUCAACUUCCAAACCAACAUCGUGGUCCCAGCUCAUAUUUUCCGCAUUGGACCAUCACCUGCCUACGCUGGAGACAACAUCAUCCUGACUAUCAACAAGGGGAACGAAGAGAACUACUUCAGCACUCGCAGGCUGAACUCGUACACGGGCAUCGUGUAUCUGCAGCGACAAGUGAAGGAGCCCAAAGACUUUUUGUUAGAUGUGGAGAUGAAGCUGUGGCGUCAGGGAACAUACACUACUUUUCUUGCCAAAAUAUACAUUUUCAUCACGGCUCAUGCCUACUGAAGCAUGUAUUGACGUUGGAUUUUAUUGGUGCUAUUGCUCUUUAACUGUUCUACCAAAGCUUAAUACUGUUGAACUGCCAUUUCAUGUAUCUAGCCUUUAUAUUAUUUUUCUAUCAUUGCUUUAAACUUUUUUUUUUUUAUUGGUUGUGUAAAUUAAGUUAAUUUUUAUCUUUUGGGUUUUUGUUUUAGUUUCUGACUCAGUUCUUUACACCAUCGUUUGACAACAACUGAAGGAAGGGUUAGAAAGGCAGCACAUGCAUUGUGUUAAAUGCUGGAACCUUUUCUUUGGACUCAUUCUAAGGUUUAGUCACGUCUGCAGGGUGUUGCACUAGCGAGGAAAGGUGUUCACUUGGGAGUACAGGUUUUUGCCACUAAGGGGGAAAAAAGCCUUGAACAAUUUCUCCUGGUUGCCCAAAGGUGUGGUUUGGGCCUCACUGAGGUUCCUCAGCAUUGAGCUGCUGCGUGGAAGAGGCCAUGUGUGGGCACUGACCAUCAGCUCUCAUCUCAUGUCACCAGGUUACUUUCCUCCUUCCAACUUUCAUAGUAUAUUGCCUAAAAAUAUAUCUAAAUAAAAGAAAACUCCACCAGUGAAUGAGCAUACGAAUGAGUGUUGCUUUAGUGGGACUACUCAGAGGUGAAAUACUUGCAAGACCAAGGCCUUGAGGGAAUGUCAUCCUUUAGGGCAAAAACUCACUUUGCCAUCAUUAGUGGUUGUCUUUACAGGUGCUGGGAUUCCUCUCUGCACAGACUCAUCCUGUUUAGGAGACUUUAGGUGCAGAUCAGAUCCUUUGUAAUUCUUAAAAGAGUAUCCAAGAGGAAACGGGGAAAUGAAAUAAUCAAUGACUACUCCUUAUUAUCAUCCUGAUUAGAAUCAAUGACUGCUUGGGUGUGCUGCUGAGGAGUCACUUGCAAUUUUAUGUAAACAAAAAGGGGAGUUGCUUCUCCCCUUCAGGGAAGUUACUUCAGUAAAUGACACAGAGGACAAUGCCAGAGACAUCAGUGGUUUGUAUUGUAUAUUUAGAAGACAGCACAAGGGUUUUGAGCUCCAUUUCCUCUAGUUCUACAGGAAACUGGGUGAGAUCUGGAGCUGAAAGCCAGAGGUGCCAAAGCACAGUAUCAUUGUAGUGGCUGGUAGAGUUUAAAAAAGAAUGUCACAACUACUUUAUGGCUGAUUUCUUCCUUUUUCCUUCCCCAAAAAAGUGAAAAAAAGUGUUGAAAUUUGCUGAACUUCCUUUGAUCCAGCUAUAAACAUCCUGCAAAAUGCUUUAAAGGAAAAGCAUAGCUACAGUAUAUCGAUGGUUACCACACUGCAGUUCAGCAACCAUAGACUGCCACGUUGGAAGGAACCUCAAGGAUUAUCUGGUCCAACAUGCCCUUGUAAAAUAUCAAUCUUACAGAAUCUCUUCUUUUCUACAGUUGGUCUUAUUUUGACCAAUGUGUACACCAAAAAGAAACCAACCAAGAAAACAAAUCUGAUGGGAUUUUAUGCCAUAAUCCACAGUUUUAUUAUAUUGUGAAAUAUUUGAACUUCACCUUAAAACCUUGUGAACACCAUGAUUAUGAUGAGAAGGGAGGUGUCCUGUGUUCACUACAUAUUUCAAGGCCAAUCUCUACUGCUCCUUUAAUUUGGACUCUUAGUGAUAGCAGAAUGCAAAUCUUUCUAUAUCUGAUAUGAUAAAGACCCAUUACCAGGGAAAAAAUCCUGUUGCUCCCCACCUGUGAAAUAUGGGGUUACGUGUGAGCUUGCAUACAUUAAUCUUUCCUUUGUUCUAUCUAUAAAAACUGUUCUGUAGAACUGAUCUUCUUCCAUCCAUCUUUUGCUUCCCAUAGUUAACAGUUUCAGGAGUGUUUAGCAGGGAGGUACCAACUGAGAAGCACAUGCUGAUGCAAUUUGUUGUUUCAAUGAAUGCAUAUCUUAGAGCUCCAGGCCUGGCAAGAUGGAGAGGCAGGCGCAGCACUGAGGAGAGACCUUCAGCUCUGUUAUGUGUGGUACCCAUGUGAGGUGGGGAUAUGUUUCUCUGUGCCCCAGUGGGGCACAUCAGGAGUCACCAGAACCCAGAGCUUUCCAUCAGCAUUAGCAUUUGAUUGAGUGUGAAUGAUAUUCAAGCCUCGACGCUCGCUCUUGUCAGAGAAGAAAUGGACAAGCCAUUUGUUACUUGGAGACCUUUUGCUGACUAAAGCCAGCCAUAGUCAAUCAUAUUAAGGAUCUGGCAGUUUGUAACACCGGCUUUUCAUUUUCUAGACAGGUAAUUGAUGAGGGAAGUUUUAGGAAAGGCUUUGCAUACUAUUACAAGAAAACGCUGUUAUAAAAACUCCUUGUCUUCAUCAACACCGUGCCAGAAACACUUGAGCAGUGCACGGGGUUCAAGCAAAGGAAAGGCUACAGUAGAUAAUUUCACAUUCUUCUGUUCCCCAAAUAUCCAGAAGAAUCUUUUUAUCUCCUACCAACCCACAGCAUCUUCCCUGUCAGGUUUGGCAGGAGCUGCAAACCAGAGACAGCACAGCAACCUUUGCUUUUGCCUAGGACAGGGCUAAUACUUGAACAGACACGUCCACCAAGGACUCCGUGACUGGUGAGGAUUGUGUUUUCACUGUGUCACAAUGGCUUUGGACUCCAGUUUCACUCUCCUUCACCUGGUCUAGCUCCGAGAAGGCCCAGCUCCCCGUGUCAGUGAUCCUUGUCUUGCUUUGUUCGGCCGGGUGACUUAGAGAAUGUGAAUGUGCAUGUACACAAAAGAGGUCUCAGUGCAAAGAGUUCAGGCCUGAACUAUACCUUUAUGACCUCUUAUCCUUUCUUAAAGCAGCAACAGCUCUUCUGAAUUCUCUCUUGAAAAGCCAUACUUAUCUUCUUUUCUGUUUUCCUUUCUCCAUCUCUAGCAAGUGAGUUAAGCAGCUUUUCUUGUGGCCCCCUCCCAGCCCUUGCCUGUUUGAGCUGGAUUAAGAACAGCUACCCAAGAACUGGGUGUCAGUGCAAGGUGAUAAAUUCAUGAGGAAGAGAACAGCUUCAAACCUAAUAAAGAAUUACAGCAGACUUUGGGCAUAGGAUUAUAUGAAUGUAAAAGUUCAUGUGAUUAGUAUUGGAAAUGGCCUUUAUGUGACCUGUCUGAACAAUGCACGUUCUGCUUAGCUUUGCAGGUUGCUCCUGUCUCUGACAUCCAACCUCUCUGUUGUAGCACUUGGCUGUUGUACUCCUUGGGAGAUCCAAUCAUCCCAGAGACUGAGGAAGAUCAAAUGUGUCAACAAAAGGAGGAAGAAAAUAAAACCUGAGUGUUUGCUGGAAAUUUGGUGGGUCUGUUAUGGAAUUAAGCAUCAGGUUUUCUUUUGACUGGAAUUUACAUAACAUAAAGUUGAAAUGGCA
Colius striatus (speckled mousebird) is the source of this 7299-nucleotide messenger RNA. RefSeq names its product fibulin 2 (gene FBLN2). Gene Ontology annotation, molecular function: calcium ion binding. Gene Ontology annotation, cellular component: extracellular region. NCBI's taxonomy places the organism in Eukaryota, Metazoa, Chordata, Aves, Coliiformes, Coliidae. The coding region runs from base 349 to 3942 and encodes 1197 amino acids. The record is from RefSeq and is a predicted model, not a curated record. The transcript is spliced from 18 exons.